CUCGAAUUUUAUUUUAGCAGUCGCCAUUCUCUGUUAUCGUCGAUCAAGAGUGGCCACUGCAUGUUCAUUUAGCCAGCUUUCAGCCGAACCCAUAGCGAGGCUCGGCAGAGGCCCGCAGCAUAUCUCAUUCAUUCCGGCUGAAUUGUCGCUCCAUUCUUAUAAGCUAGAGAGUUAUUACUGUUACAAUGGCCUGAUAUCAGACCACUGUGGGCGCCUUCGAGGAUGAAUGUGGCCGUGAAGGUGUCACUCCCGUCUGGGUCUACAACAUAUAAAGUCAAUCUAGUGUCCCUCUCUAGGUUCAAUCUGAUCUUAUUCUUGCUCCCCACAAGUCAAUCGUCCGUAAAUGAGAUGCAACCAGUAUCACGGCUAGCGACAGCGGUCUUAUUGCUGUCACUGAUAUCGACGGCGUCUGGGAAACCAACACACUUCGUUGGAGCAAACAACGCGACACAACAGCCGACCAGCGCUACAACUGCAACGAGUGGAAGUGCGACAGCGGGCACAACGCCGGUGAUAACAGCAGCACAUUCAAUCACUUCAAGCAUAUCAACAUGCACUCCAUUUGUUACACCAACAAAUCCGCCAGAAUGUGUUAGCAAAUUUGGCCAACUGAAGUGCUAUGACCAACUAUACUGCGAAUACCCGGCUUCGUGGGGCGUGGGAUAUGACCCAAUCGAACCCUGCUGGACGUGCGACUGAUCUUCGGCUUGAUUGAAGGUUGCAGCACGGAUUGUUGGCGAGUGUCUUCGCCUGGCACUCUCAGACAUGUCUUGAAGCAAACAUAG
Molecule: messenger RNA, 785 nt
Organism: Truncatella angustata
Lineage: Eukaryota; Fungi; Ascomycota; Sordariomycetes; Amphisphaeriales; Sporocadaceae
Exons: 1
Coding region: 223-699 (158 amino acids)
Source: RefSeq, a predicted model, not a curated record